Messenger RNA from Exophiala mesophila, 1143 nucleotides. RefSeq lists its product as uncharacterized. Lineage: Eukaryota; Fungi; Ascomycota; Eurotiomycetes; Chaetothyriales; Herpotrichiellaceae. The transcript is spliced from 6 exons. The record is from RefSeq and is a predicted model, not a curated record. The coding region runs from base 1 to 1143 and encodes 380 amino acids.
AUGUGUCGAACGCUUCGAACGAAUCGCAACGGGCUACCCAACGGGCAAGGGAAGGUGACCUGGGACUUCCUGGGCUUAAAUGGCGUAUUGGAGCAAUACCUGACGAGAAACCCUCCGAUUGAUGAUUGGACAGGACGACUCUAUCGAGACGAGCUAGCCAUUUCUCCAGCCUCUGGCUUCAGCUGUCUCGGAGAGAAUGACAAUUGCGUCGUGGCUACGGAUUGCGGCUCCUACGAUCAAUCAACAGGGCCUUGGAUUUCCAUCGCCUUGCACAAUUUCUGGCGCCUGACCAGAGCUCAAAUUAAAGGAUAUGAUCGUGCAAUCGAGACAUGGGACAGAAAUAAUCAACAACUAGCAAAAGCAGUCUUCACGACAGCCUUUGGUCGCAACCGGAAGGAGUUUGAUGUCGGGGCCUUCUUCCAGGGGUUUUUCACUGGUGUUUCGUUGGUCAUGCCGGUCCUUAGAGCAGGUGGAAGCUUUGCUCUGGCAUUGAGGGGUACCCUACAAGCAGGUGCAAAGCAAGCAACCCGCUCAAAUAUCAGACUUUUGCUUGCAGAUGAUCCCACAGCCGAUGGCAGGCCCUUCGUCCAAUCUUUGAGAGAAGCAUAUGCUCCUAUGCAGGCAGACCUGCGGGCCAUUUUGAGAGGAUUUAUGGACACGGGGAUCACCGAUCUUUUCUUCAAUCCUACAGUCCGACAGACUGUGGCGUUCCUGCAGAAUGGUGAUUUGCUCAAUGCCAUCACUCAAACCGACGACGAGUUGAUCCAAGAAGCGGCCGAUUCCAUCAUCAGACAAACGGCUGCAAACAUCAUUGCUGAUAUCUGGUCGAAACAAGGCCUCACCCUCGGUCUUUUAGCGAAUAGCCAAUGUAGUGACACCAAUAUCUGUGCUGUUGACCCGGAUGGGUGCAGUGAAUUCCGAUUCUUUGCCAGCGACGUCAGACCUCAAAGAUGUCUUCAAAUCGGUGCGGGAUUUGAGUUCAACUCAGAUCUGCCCUUCCUUCUCCGACAGUUGAAGCUCGAUUUUCAAGAUAUCAGCAAGAACGCAUUUGUCUGUCCGAGGCCCGGAGUGUUUCCUCCACAAGAGACAAACAUCAUCGAUUUUGGACUACCACAAUGCGCCUUUCCUCUGAGACAUGACUAA